AUGAGAUUUCUUAUUUGCUCUGUAACCGGUUGUAGUUGUAAAUGUUUCGCAACUAAUCAAGAUGAUGCUUCUUCGACAUGCGCCGAAUGUAAUCACGAUAAAGAAGAACACGUCUCAAAUGAUACUGGAUGUUCUGAACCAUCUUGUAGUUGUGAAUUAUUUAAACCGAGUUAUGAGGAAUCAAGUUGCUCUGUAUGUAAACACGGUGAAAAAGCUCAUACGCGAAUUAUUGGGGAAGUAGCGGAUGAAGUUUCCACCACGCCACCUCCCCCUUCAACCAUCAAAAGGGAACAAUUAACCGCGCCAGAAGGGACGAUUUGGUUUUACAAUCGCGAGGACCCGUAUUUUUUUCUAACAAAUUUUAUUGAGGGAUACCCAAUUAAAGCGGCAUUACCAGACACAAUUUGCGAAGGAGGAGAUGGUGAAAAUUCAUCAAAUAACAAUAACAACAAUAAUGGCACAACAUCUUCAUCGGCUACGAUAGCACAGCGUUAUCCAUAUUACUCGCAAGAAAAAUUAUGGCCGACCAGCGAACAUUUAUUUCAGGCAAUGAAAUUUAAAGACACAAACCCUGAUGUCGCAGAACGAAUUCGUCGAUGUAGAAGCCCACGAGAGGCAUUGAAUAUGGCACGUAGACAUCAAGAAUAUGUGGAUCCGAAAUGGCAAGAGAGAAAUGUGGAUGCGAUGCUUUGGGUGGUGAAGCAGAAAUUUUUUCAGCAUCGUAUUCUCGCUCAAUAUUUGUUGGAAACAGGGGAUCUUAAGCUAGUUGAACAUACGGAGCUGGAUAAAUUUUGGGGUGAUGGUGGAGAUGGAACUGGACAAAAUAAGCUAGGGAAAGUAUUAAUGAAAGUAAGGGAAUUAUUACGCCAAAAAUGGGAUAAAAGAGGACAAAAUUGGCAGUCACCAUCUGGAAACAAUCGUAUAGUAAAUAGACAGAAUCCUCUUCCAGUUCCGCCAAAAAAGGAUUCACGUAUAGUCAUAUCCAAUCGAACACAUUUUGAAGUACCAUUGUCACCUCCAACACCACCACCACAUCUCAUUUUACCCCAACGAACAAAUGAUCUUAAUCUAUUGCCAAUACAUACACUACAAACUACACAAACUUUUUUUAUUCAUACAGACAAUAAUAGGGAGGAAAACUUAACAGAAAAAAUUCAUUUGUAA
This is a messenger RNA of Ambispora leptoticha, 1164 nucleotides long. The record is from the annotation of a GenBank genome assembly. NCBI's taxonomy places the organism in Eukaryota, Fungi, Glomeromycota, Glomeromycetes, Archaeosporales, Ambisporaceae.